UUGUCCAUACGUUCAGGGCCAGAGCCAGUGCCCUUCCAGAGAUCCCUAGAUGCUUCCGGACUGGGAAGGCUGUGAGCCGUUUCCGCCGCCAUUGCGGAUUUUGGACAGAAGAUCAGCCAUAGCCACUGCUAUCCAUCGAUGCAGUGCAGAAAGCAUACACAGAAGGGGGGGCGUAUUUAACAUUUUUCCACUGAUAUCUCACUUCGGAAACACGAUUACCCACAGCAUCUUGCCUAUUUUAAAACAGUGCUAUCGUUUUCACCGACUGGCUCCGACCUACACAUUCAGUGAGGAGGUCGUAGCUAGCGCGGUGCUGCUGCUGCCUAGCUAGCUGUACGACCACAAUUUCAGGACUCCGGAGAAGCUCAAGGAAACAACCAUGGCUCAAAUCCUGCCUAUCCGCUUCCAGGAGCACCUGCAGCUCCAGAACUUGGGGAUCAACCCAGCCAACAUUGGAUUUAGCACGCUUACAAUGGAGUCUGACAAGUUCAUCUGUGUACGAGAGAAGGUUGGUGAACAGGCUCAGGUUGUCAUCAUUGAUUUGGCUGAUCCCAACAACCCCAUCCGUCGCCCCAUCUCUGCCGACAGCGCCAUCAUGAACCCUGCUAGCAAAGUUAUUGCCCUUAAAGACGCUGCAAAGACCCUGCAGAUCUUUAACAUUGAGAUGAAGAGCAAGAUGAAGGCUCACACGAUGACGGAUGACGUGACCUUCUGGAAGUGGAUCUCCCUCAACACUGUCGCCCUGGUCACAGACAACGCGGUCUACCAUUGGAGCAUGGAGGGUGACUCUCAGCCAAUCAAAGUAUUUGACCGUCACUCCAGCCUGGCAGGCUGCCAGAUCAUCAACUACCGCACUGAUGCCAAACAGAAGUGGUUGCUGCUCAUUGGCAUUUCUGCACAGCAAAACCGUGUCGUUGGAGCCAUGCAGUUGUACUCGGUGGACAGAAAGGUUUCUCAGCCUAUUGAAGGACAUGCUGCUGGAUUUGCACAGUUCAAGAUGGAAGGCAACACCGAGGAAUCGACUCUGUUCUGCUUUGCCGUGCGGGGACAGGCAGGAGGAAAACUCCAUAUUAUUGAAGUGGGGACUCCACCAACUGGGAACCAGCCGUUUCCAAAGAAAGCUGUGGAUGUUUUCUUUCCUCCAGAAGCCCAGAAUGACUUCCCUGUGGCCAUGCAGAUCAGUUCCAAGCAAGAUGUAGUCUUUCUCAUCACCAAAUAUGGCUACAUCCACCUAUAUGACUUGGAAACUGGAACCUGUAUCUACAUGAACAGGAUCAGCGGAGAGACCAUUUUUGUCACUGCCCCCCAUGAACCUACUGCUGGAAUCAUUGGAGUCAACAGGAAAGGACAGGUGUUGUCUGUAUGCGUGGAGGAGGAAAACAUCAUUCCAUACAUCACCAAUGUGCUCCAGAACCCAGACCUUGCACUCCGAAUGGCUGUCCGCAACAACCUCGCUGGUGCUGAGGAGCUGUUUGCUCGCAAGUUCAACACCCUUUUUGCAGCAGGAAAUUACUCAGAGGCUGCAAAGGUGGCAGCGAAUGCACCCAAGGGUAUUCUGCGAACACCAGACACCAUCCGUAGGUUCCAAAGUGUUCCCGCCCAACCAGGCCAGACGUCUCCCUUGCUUCAGUACUUUGGCAUCUUGCUGGAUCAAGGCCAACUUAAUAAGUUUGAGUCUCUGGAGCUCUGCAGGCCUGUCCUUCAGCAGGGCCGAAAGCAGCUACUGGAGAAAUGGCUAAAAGAGGAUAAGCUGGAAUGUUCUGAGGAGCUCGGAGACUUGGUGAAGUCUGUAGAUCCAACUCUCGCCCUCAGCGUCUACCUCAGAGCCAAUGUUCCCAAUAAGGUCAUUCAGUGCUUUGCAGAGACUGGCCAAUUCCAGAAGAUUGUUCUCUAUGCCAAGAAGGUGGGCUACACUCCAGACUGGAUCUUUUUGCUAAGGAACGUAAUGCGGAUCAGUCCAGAGCAAGGUCUUCAGUUCUCUCAGAUGCUGGUUCAGGAUGAAGAGCCACUUGCUGACAUUACACAGAUUGUUGACGUAUUCAUGGAGUACAACCUGAUCCAGCAGUGCACGUCCUUCCUACUAGAUGCCCUGAAGAACAACAGACCCAUGGAGGGACCACUGCAGACGCGCCUGCUGGAAAUGAAUUUGGUCCAUGCACCACAGGUUGCAGAUGCCAUUCUGGGUAACCAGAUGUUCACCCACUAUGAUCGCGCUCACGUGGCCCAACUGUGUGAGAAAGCAGGCCUCCUGCAGAGAGCGCUGGAGCAUUACACUGACUUGUAUGAUAUUAAACGAGCAGUGGUGCAUACACACCUUCUCAACCCAGAGUGGUUGGUGAAUUUCUUUGGCUCCCUGUCUGUGGAGGAUUCCUUGGAGUGUCUGAGGGCCAUGUUAUCUGCCAACAUCCGGCAGAACCUGCAGAUCUGCGUGCAGGUCGCCUCCAAGUACCACGAGCAGCUCACUACUCAAUCCCUCACUGAACUGUUUGAGUCAUUCAAGAGCUUUGAGGGUUUGUUCUAUUUCUUGGGCUCAAUUGUGAACUUCAGCCAGGAUCCUGAAGUUCACUUCAAAUACAUUCAGGCUGCGUGCAAAACAGGCCAAAUCAAAGAGGUGGAGAGAAUCUGCAGAGAAAGCAAUUGCUACGACCCCGAACGUGUGAAGAACUUCCUCAAGGAAGCCAAGCUUACCGACCAGCUGCCAUUGAUCAUCGUGUGUGACCGCUUUGAUUUCGUCCACGAUCUGGUCCUGUACCUGUACCGCAACAGCCUACAGAAAUACAUUGAGAUCUAUGUGCAGAAGGUGAACCCGAGCCGUCUGCCAGUAGUCAUUGGUGGAUUAUUGGAUGUGGACUGUGCCGAAGAUGUAAUUAAGAACCUGAUCAUGGUGGUGAGAGGACAGUUCUCCACAGAUGAACUGGUCGCUGAAGUGGAGAAAAGAAAUCGCUUGAAGUUGUUGCUGCCUUGGUUGGAGGCUCGUAUUCAUGAAGGCUGUGAGGAGCCUGCAACCCACAACGCCUUGGCCAAGAUCUACAUCGACAGCAACAACAACCCCGAGCGUUUCUUGAGGGAGAACCCCUACUAUGAUAGCCGCGUGGUGGGCAAGUACUGUGAAAAGAGAGACCCCCACCUGGCUUGCGUGGCUUAUGAAAGAGGACAGUGUGACCAGGAACUCAUUCACGUGUGCAAUGAGAACUCACUGUUCAAGAGUCUGUCCCGCUACCUUGUACGCCGCAAGAACCCAGAGCUGUGGGCAAGUGUGCUGUUGGAGACCAACCAUUACAGAAGACCACUCAUUGACCAGGUCGUCCAGACAGCCUUAUCAGAGACCCAGGAUCCAGAGGAGGUGUCUGUCACAGUCAAGGCCUUCAUGACCGCCGACCUUCCUAACGAGCUCAUCGAGCUUCUGGAAAAGAUUGUGCUGGAUAAUUCUGUCUUUAGUGAACACAGAAACCUUCAGAAUCUCCUCAUUCUGACUGCCAUUAAAGCUGAUCGGACACGCGUCAUGGAGUACAUUAACCGUCUGGACAACUACGACGCCCCAGACAUCGCAAACAUUGCCAUCAGCAAUGAGCUGUUUGAGGAGGCCUUUGCUAUAUUUAGAAAAUUUGAUGUCAACACUUCUGCUGUGCAGGUCCUGAUCGAACACAUCGGCAACCUGGACAGAGCUUAUGAAUUCGCUGAGCGCUGCAAUGAGCCCCCAGUUUGGAGUCAGCUGGCAAAGGCGCAGCUUCAGAAGGGCUUGGUGAAAGAAGCCAUCGACUCUUACAUUAAGGCUGAUGAUCCCUCGGCCUACAUGGAGGUGGGACAAGCUGCAGCCCAAAGCGGAAACUGGGAGGACCUGGUGAAGUUCCUGCAGAUGGCUCGAAAGAAAGCCCGCGAGUCAUAUGUUGAGACAGAGUUGAUCUUCGCCCUGGCCAAGACCAACCGCUUGGCCGAGCUGGAAGAAUUCAUCAACGGACCCAAUAAUGCUCACAUUCAGCAAGUGGGUGAUCGAUGCUAUGACGACAAGAUGUACGAGGCAGCCAAACUGCUUUACAAUAAUGUGUCAAACUUUGGCCGUCUGGCCUCAACUCUGGUUCACCUGGGAGAAUACCAGGCAGCUGUGGACGGAGCCCGCAAGGCUAACAGCACCCGUACCUGGAAGGAGGUGUGUUUUGCUUGUGUAGAUGGGAAGGAGUUCCGUCUUGCCCAGAUGUGUGGCCUGCAUAUUGUUGUCCACGCUGAUGAACUGGAGGAGCUCAUCAACUACUACCAGGACCGUGGUUACUUCGAGGAGCUGAUCACCAUGCUAGAGGCUGCCCUUGGGUUGGAGCGUGCUCACAUGGGCAUGUUCACUGAGUUGGCUAUCCUCUACUCCAAAUUCAAACCCCAGAAGAUGAGGGAACACCUGGAGCUCUUCUGGUCCCGUGUUAACAUUCCAAAGGUUCUCAGGGCAGCUGAGCAGGCCCACCUCUGGGGAGAACUUGUGUUCCUCUAUGACAAGUAUGAGGAAUAUGACAAUGCCAUCAUCACUAUGAUGAAUCACCCAGCUGAUGCCUGGAAGGAAAGCCAGUUCAAAGACAUUGUCACUAAGGUGGCUAACGUUGAGCUGUACUACAAGGCCGUCCAGUUUUAUCUCGAGUUUAAACCACUGCUGCUGAAUGACCUCCUUAUUGUCCUCUCUCCAAGACUGGAUCACACACGUGCUGUCAACUUCUUCAGCAAGGUGAAACAGCUGCCUCUGGUUAAGCCUUACCUAAGGUCUGUCCAGAAUCACAACAACAAGUCGGUGAAUGAAGCACUUAACAACCUCUUCAUCAAUGAAGAAGACUAUGCGGCGCUGCGCACUUCCAUCGACGCUUACGACAACUUCGACAACAUCUCGCUCGCCCAGAGCCUGGAGAAGCACGAGCUGAUUGAAUUCAGGAGGAUCGCAGCCUAUCUUUUUAAAGGCAACAACCGCUGGAAACAGAGUGUCGAGCUCUGCAAGAAGGACAAGCUCUACAAGGAUGCCAUGCAGUACGCAUCAGAGUCCAAAGACACUGAGCUGGCAGAAGAGCUCCUGGCUUGGUUCUUGAAGGAAGACAAGAAAGAGUGUUUUGCUGCCUGCCUAUUCACCUGCUACGACCUGCUGCGGCCCGACGUAGUACUGGAGACUGCCUGGCGACACAACAUCAUGGACUUCUCCAUGCCGUACUUCAUCCAGGUCAUGAGGGAAUAUCUCACUAAGGUUGAUGCGAUAAAGGAAAAGACCACCUACCAACCCACGAGACUCCAGAGCGGGGCUCUUCACGCCCAUCAAGAGCCCUGAUCGGCUUGCUGGUGUGUCCGUGACGGCUUGAGUUUUGCCUCAGGCCAGGAAUCACAGAACUGAUUGGUGAAUUGGACACGUAGCUGACAGCUAAACUCAGAUUAAUUGCUGAUUCAGCUCCUGAGACUUUAUGACACUUCCACAGUCAUUUUUUUGAAGAUCUGUUAUAGCAGUGCAACGGUAACGGCCACCUGCCGCAGCUGAAAGCAGCUUCAGAGUCUCUCAGUUGGUCUUUGUAAGUCUGCCUCUUAGAGAAAGCCCUUUCACAUAUUUGUGUCAGACGUGCAACCGAGCCCUCGACUGAAGCCAGCAUGCUUAUCAGCUCUCCUCGGCCGUGGGUGAACAGUGCCACUCUGCUUAGCCUCCCCUCACCUGCUGUGGGUCAGGUCCUUUUUCUGAGAUUUGUAGAUUAAUUCAUGUUUUACUGUCUCGUACCUCUGCUCAGCUGCGCUCUACUGCUAACAAGUUUAUUUUAGGAAGCAGAUGUGUUUAUACUGUUGAUGUUCUAUGUUUGCCUUUUUUUGGUUUUAAUCAAAUAGUGGGAGGAUAUUAUUCUGUUUAAACAGUGGUGCAUUAGCAUAGACUGCAGCUGAGUGUAAUAUUAGCAUCAGAGGAGCCACAGAGGCUCCAUUUUAACAAAGUAUUUCUUUUCUGUUGCUUUCUGUCUGCCUGUACUUAUUUCAGUGCUAUAGUUACAAUACUGGCAUUAGAAACCAUAAAUGUUAGCCUGUUACAUGCAUUUUUAGAGGGUGUAUUUUUCUCUGUUUCUUUGAGUAUUCUUGCAAAGUGAGCUCUCUUCAAGCGACAAAUUGCUUUUGUGGGUCAGGGAAUAAAAUCUGUAGUCCGGGUGUAUCCACUGGGUAGAAAAAAAUCAGAACUUGUAGAAAAUGACCAGCAUGCAUUUCCCUCCUCCUCCCUUGGUAGCAUCAGCUGCACUCAGGCCAGGCUAAGAGACAUGUUGUUGGCUGUGCCUGCUUCUUGGAAACGUUGAACUGGCUGUACAGUACCAUCCCCUCCACCCUGUCGUUCACGCUCCCUCCACUUUGGCUCUCUGCUUCUCUGUCUUUCUCUCAUGCACUCCUCAAGAAAUAAAUGACUAAACUGCUGCUUCAGCAUGUCUCUAAUAAAUCGGCACACUUUUCUUAAAACGGCCUCUUAACUAGAUCGACUGAUGUUUUUCUUUUUCACUAGUAAACCAGACAGUAUGUAGAGAACUGAACCCAAAACCACCGUGAGAGAAUCCAACCCCCCUUUUUGUUUAAGUUAUCUUAUCUCAACUGCAAUGCGCGCUGGCGUAGCCGAGAGCACCGAGGGUAAUAUCUGAAGCUUCCCGCUGGCUGCUUAAUUCUCUGAAUUGUUUCAACUGUAUCUUUUGUCCUUUCGACUGUCAUUGUCUGCUUCUGAGCUGAGGCUAAAACACCAAAGAAGAAAUAAUGGGAAGUUUGCGAAAGUUUAUCUCAAGGCUUUUACAUGUUUUACAGAGCUGUUUACACCCAUGCAGGGAGUUAGAGAUACGAUAUGUAGCAUGUUAGCUGCACAAUAAAUAAUAUUAAAGUGACAAAAGUGAACGUCUGAUUUUCAGGCUUUAGAAAAUGUAGUUUAAAGCCUGAAAAGUCUGGGGGGCUUCAUCCAAUCACACCUCUUUUCUGGUAAAGGUCAGGUGAGUAGUAAAAAAAACAAAAAAGGAAUUAAAACACUUCAUUGCAUGAUUGGAAGGAGGAAGCAAGGGGUUAUCAAUCUAUACAUAUUUACCUUUUCAUUUUAUUUGACCUUAUUUUACAUUUAUUUAAUUU
Messenger RNA from Pundamilia nyererei, 7083 nucleotides. RefSeq names its product clathrin heavy chain 1-like. The transcript is spliced from 33 exons. Bases 380 to 5290 code for a protein of 1636 amino acids. The record is from RefSeq and is a predicted model, not a curated record. Gene Ontology annotation, biological process: clathrin coat assembly; intracellular protein transport; receptor-mediated endocytosis. Gene Ontology annotation, molecular function: structural molecule activity; clathrin light chain binding. Gene Ontology annotation, cellular component: clathrin coat of trans-Golgi network vesicle; extracellular exosome; clathrin complex. Lineage: Eukaryota; Metazoa; Chordata; Actinopteri; Cichliformes; Cichlidae.